AUGGACUCUGCCAGUGAAAAUGCGUCUCGCAAAUCUACUCCAAAUAUUAGCAGAAGAAGCUCUUUAAAAUCCAUCAAGGAUAUGGCAUUUGAUAAGUUGAGUAUCGCAAGCAGUGGCAACAAUAAUAUUGAUGAUAAGAGUAACAACUCCAAGGGUAACAUUGAGGAAGAGGACCAUUACGAUUACAUAGAAGACCACGAUAAGGAUCUUCUAGCUAUUGAGGGCCGAGCUUUUGAUGAUGCUCAUUCGAAAAGUGCCUCAGGAAAGGGUACGAAUGAUACGACAGGUACGAGGCCCAAAGAUGGUCCCAAAGGUCCUAACGGUCCCAAUGGCUCCGAUGACAACAACGGGGCCGACAUGCCAAGCGAGAUAAAUGGUGGUAGUGGUACCAGUGUUAAUGUAGAUAAUCUCACAACAGACAAAGAAUUACUUCCUCCUUCAAUGGUACAAGUUAAACCGAAGUCACCUAUAUUAAGAAUAUCUUCUUCUCCACAUCACCACCAUCAUCACCAUCAUCGUCAUCACCGUUCGCAUUCCCGUUCUACUGAGCGACAUUCCAGUUCUGGUAACAUUAAUUCUGACGAUAACGAUAGCACAUAUUCAGCUCUUCCUUCUCAAUCCUUUGCUAUUGAUAUUCCACCUUCGAAGCUUGAGAUCCCAGGUGAAAAUUCUGUACUACCAUCAUCUUCAUCGGUGAUUACAGCCGGAGCUGAGUCCGUCAUCUCUUACUCUUCUACUUCUACGAAUCGUCGUGAUGAAUUGGAGCCCGUUCUUUCCCGCAAAAGCUCGGCCAGCACGACGCAUAGUCAACGACGAUUUUCCUCCGAUAGGAUUAAUGAGUAUCCUCGGGCUUCAGCUGUGGCGAGUGGCAUUGAUGAUGAUAUAUCGACCAAUCUUGAUGAGGUCACAGCAACAACAACAAUAAUGACAACGGACUCUACUGAGGAUCUGCCUCCACUGUUUUUGGGACAACGACGUCCCUCAGCAUCCUCUCUUUCUAAGUCUUCCGUUGGCCCUGUCAAUAUUACUAUCACAGAUGAUACCGGUGCGCACCCGGAAGAUGCAUUGUCAAAAGCCCCUCAUAGACGAAAGAAGAAGCAACUGAACAUUGAAAACUUAAUUCAAAGAUUACUCGAUGCUGGUUAUUCGGGUAAAAGAACCAAGUCAGUGUGCUUAAAGAACAGCGAGAUUGCUUUGAUUUGCUCUACUGCUAGAGAAAUCUUUCUGAGUCAGCCAACACUAAUAGAAUUGAAUGCUCCAGUGAAGAUUGUUGGAGAUAUUCACGGCCAGUACAGCGAUUUGAUAAGAAUCUUUACGAAAUGUGGGUUCCCGCCUUCAGCCAAUUACUUGUUUUUAGGUGACUACGUGGAUCGAGGCAAACAGUCUUUAGAGACUAUUCUUUUACUAUUUUGUUACAAGAUCAAAUACCCUGAGAACUUCUUCCUUCUUCGAGGCAAUCAUGAAUGUGCACAAAUCACUCGUGCGUACGGGUUUUACGAUGAGUGUAAGCGGAGAACAAACUUGAGAACGUGGAAGAUCUUUAUCGAUACCUUUAACACCCUUCCGGUUUGUGCUUUGGUAGCAUCUAAGAUCUUCUGUGUACACGGAGGACUCUCGCCUGUUCUAAAUUCCAUAGACGAGAUAAGAAACAUCAAGAGACCCACAGAUGUGCCAGAUUUUGGACUUCUUAACGAUUUGCUUUGGUCAGAUCCUGCCGAUCAGACCAACGAAUGGGAAGACAACGAGCGCGGAGUUUCGUAUUGUUUCAACAGGGUUGCCAUUAAUAAGUUUCUCAAUAAGUUUCAGUUUGAUUUAGUUGCCAGAGCUCACAUGGUUGUGGAAGAUGGCUAUGAGUUUUUCAAUGAUAGGUCCUUGGUGACUGUUUUUUCUGCGCCUAACUACUGUGGAGAAUUUGAUAACUGGGGAGCUGUGAUGAGUGUUAGCGAGGAAUUACUUUGUUCUUUUGAAUUGCUAGAUCCUCUAGACAGUGUUGCAUUGAAGCGACUAAUGAAGAAGGGAAGAAUUGAACGGAGAAAUGCAUCCAUUGCACGUAUUUCACCGCAAAACACCCAGUCUUAUUGA
This is a messenger RNA of Brettanomyces nanus, 2082 nucleotides long. RefSeq lists its product as uncharacterized. Gene Ontology annotation, molecular function: protein serine/threonine phosphatase activity. Bases 1 to 2082 code for a protein of 693 amino acids. Gene Ontology annotation, cellular component: cytoplasm; nucleus. The record is from RefSeq and is a predicted model, not a curated record. The transcript is spliced from 2 exons. NCBI's taxonomy places the organism in Eukaryota, Fungi, Ascomycota, Pichiomycetes, Pichiales, Pichiaceae.